AUGCUGGACAUGAACAUCACUCUUGUCAGGGAGUUCAUCCUGGUGGGUUUCCCCACUGCCCCAUGGCUGCAGGUCCUGCUCUUCUUCCUCUUCCUGGUGGUCUACCUCCUAGUGAUAGCAGAGAAUCUCAUUAUCAUGCUCACCAUCUGGGUCACUGGAUCCCUCCAUAAGCCCAUGUACUAUUUCUUGAGUAGCUUGUCUUUUCUAGAGGUCUGGUACGUCUCUGUCACAGUCCCCAAGAUGCUGGAUGGAUUUCUUCUGCAGAGGCGACGUAUCUCCUUCACAGGCUGCAUGACUCAGCUUUACUUCUUCAUCUCCCUUGCAUGUACAGAGUGUGUGCUCCUGGCAGCCAUGGCCUAUGACCGUUAUGUGGCCAUCUGCCAUCCUCUCCGAUAUCCUGUGAUCAUGACAACAGCUUAUUGUGUGCAGCUGGUGGCCUUCUCUUAUGUGACUGGUUUCAUGAUUACUGUGAUUAAGGUUUAUUUCAUUUCACAUGUCACCUUCUGCGGCUCCAAUGUCAUGAAUCACUUUUUCUGUGACAUCUCCCCAAUCCUCAAGCUGGCAUGCAAGGACUUGUCCACAGCUGAGCUAGUGGACUUUGCUUUGGCAAUUGUCAUCCUUAUCUUCCCUCUCACCACCACUGUUCUCUCUUACAUCUAUAUUGUGUCCACUGUUCUGCAUAUACCCUCUACCCAGGGAAGGAAGAAAGCUUUCUCCACCUGUGCCUCCCACCUGACAGUUGUCAUAAUUUAUUACACUGCCAUGAUUUUCAUGUAUGCCAGACCUAGAGCUAUUGCUUCCUUUAAUUCGAACAAACUAAUCUCAGCUGUGUAUGCAGUUCUCACACCCAUGCUAAACCCUUUCAUCUACUGCCUAAGGAACCAAGAAGUCAAGAAUGCUAUCAAGAAGACCCUGGGGGGAGCUCAGUGCCUCCUGCAAGCUGAUCCCUGA
Messenger RNA from Octodon degus (degu), 951 nucleotides. RefSeq names its product olfactory receptor 6-like. Gene Ontology annotation, biological process: G protein-coupled receptor signaling pathway. The transcript has a single exon. The record is from RefSeq and is a predicted model, not a curated record. Gene Ontology annotation, molecular function: G protein-coupled receptor activity; olfactory receptor activity. NCBI's taxonomy places the organism in Eukaryota, Metazoa, Chordata, Mammalia, Rodentia, Octodontidae. The coding region runs from base 1 to 951 and encodes 316 amino acids. Gene Ontology annotation, cellular component: membrane.